Messenger RNA from Cololabis saira (Pacific saury), 5416 nucleotides. RefSeq names its product REST corepressor 3 (gene rcor3). Lineage: Eukaryota; Metazoa; Chordata; Actinopteri; Beloniformes; Belonidae. Gene Ontology annotation, cellular component: transcription regulator complex; histone deacetylase complex. The record is from RefSeq and is a predicted model, not a curated record. Gene Ontology annotation, biological process: regulation of transcription by RNA polymerase II; negative regulation of DNA-templated transcription. The transcript is spliced from 12 exons. The coding region runs from base 74 to 1735 and encodes 553 amino acids. Gene Ontology annotation, molecular function: transcription corepressor activity.
ACAAAACGUCCCGCUCCUGCUGACAUUUUCUAUCCCGACACACAACCUAGAAACGCUCAAAUUAACCGCGGAGAUGCCGGGAAUGAUGGAUAAAGGCUCGGAAUAUUUAGGAAAAGGCCGUUCAAACGGCACCAAGAGUCCGUCCAACGCUUCGAACGGACAUUUUUCCGACGAAAGCGGCAGCGACGACGAACACGAUGUUGGGAUGCGGGUUGGAGCAGACUAUCAGGCGAACAUUCCCGAGUUUGACCCAGGUUCCACCAAGUACACGGAUAAAGACAGUGGAGGGAUGCUGGUCUGGUCUCCGUACCACAACAUUGUCGACUCCAAGCUGGACGAAUACAUCGCCAUCGCCAAGGAGAAACAUGGAUAUAAUGUGGAGCAGGCUCUCGGCAUGCUCUUCUGGCACAAACACAACAUCGAGAAGUCUCUGGCUGACCUGCCCAACUUCACGCCGUUCCCGGACGAGUGGACGGUGGAGGACAAGGUGCUGUUCGAGCAGGCCUUCAGCUUCCACGGCAAAAGCUUCCACCGCAUCCAGCAGAUGCUGCCGGAUAAAUCCAUCUCCAGCCUGGUGAAGUACUACUACUCGUGGAAGAAGACGCGCUCCAGAACCAGUCUGAUGGACCGACAGGCCCGUAAACUGGCCACCAGGAGCAACCAGGACGACAGUGACGAGGAGAUGGAGGAAGCCAACCCGAUCGAAGCACACGACAGCGACUAUGAUCCCACCAAGGAAGCCAAGAAGGAGACCCCGGUGGAGCCGGCCGUGCCGGGAUCUAAGGUGGCUUUAGGACGGCGGGAGCACCAGACCCUGCAGCACCGACACCACCAGCGCUCGCGCUGCCGCCCCCCCAAGGGCAUGUUCCUGACCCAGGAGGACGUGGUGGCCGUGUCCUGCAGCUCCUCCGCCGCCAACACGCUGCUGCGGGGGCUGGACAUGGAGCUGGUGUCCCUCAAGAGACAGGUCCAGAACUCCAAGCAGAUGAACAGCGGCCUGAAACACCAGCUGGAAUCUGGGAUUGAAGAGCUGAAGCUGCCGGAGUCCAACCAGAAGGUGAACGCCCGCUGGACCACAGACGAGCAGCUCCUGGCAGUUCAAGGCGUCAGGAAGUACGGGAAAGACUUCCAGGCCAUCGCCGACGUCAUCGGCAACAAGACCGUGGGCCAGGUGAAGAACUUCUUCGUGAACUACCGGAGGAGGUUCAACCUGGAGGAGGUGCUGCAGGAGUGGGAGGCGGAGCAGGGAACCCCGGCCCCCAACGGAGACAGCACCACCUCUGGUGAGGAGGGGAAGAACAGCUGCACCACUCCGUCAGGGAAGAGCACGGAUGAAGAGGACGAGGAGGGUCCGGUCACCUCCUCCGGUGCGUCUCCGGCCGCCUCCUCCUCUUCUUCAGUCCAGACUCCCGUGACGUCCGCCGCCUCGUCCUCGUCCCUGCACCAGCCCCCGCCCCUCCUGAGGCCGUCCCUGCCGGCCACGCCGUCCCUGCACCGCCAGCCCCCGCCGCUGCAGCAGCAGGCCCGCUUCCUGCAGCCCCGGCCCACCCUGCAGCAGCCCCCGCCCCUCAUCCGCCCGUCCAACCCCCUGCCGCCCCGCCUCAACCCCCGGCCCGCCCCCGUGGCCCUGGGCGUCCCCCCGGGGGGGGCCGGCCAGGGCCCCAGCUCCGUCCAGCAGCCCCCCGGCCUGGCGGUGCACCAGGCGGACACCGCCUCCUCCUCUUCCCUCCACUAACUCCCCCCCCAGGGGUUUCUGUUCAGCAGAAGCAGAUUGGUUCCCACCUUGAUGUGUGAGUGUGAGUGAGAGGCUUGUGCAGUCCCAUCCUGACUCCGUACUUUACAGCAGCCACAGUCAUCCUGUCACUUUUACACACCAUGGAACAUCCGACCAUUCAGAGAGUUUGCUCCCCCCCCCGGGGGGCAGGUCUUCUCUCCUCCAGCAGAACGCCUGCCACGACUCGGCCGCUGGUUGAGUGCAGGAAGCUGGAACGGAGCUCAUCCCGUCUACGGACGUCUGUAGCAGUCAGAGGUCUGUCUCCAUCGCCCUCAGCAGACGCGGCGUCUCCUCCAGCUCGGCCCCGGUCCUGCUUAUCCGUAAAGGAUGGACGUAGUCAUCCCCGGUCCGACGGGAAGCUGAUGUGCUUGUGCCUUAAAGUGUCAUUAAACUCACGGCCAGUAGGUAGCAACACGAACACCUCCCGCUCCAAACCUUUCCCAGGAACGACAGAGACGAGACCCUUUUUACCUACGAGUCAUCGCGGUGUGAAAGCGGUUCCCUCUCCCGAUGUCACAGUGUACACAGAUGUCAAGUGGCAGAAAUACGUCAUGUAGUUUCUUACGGCCGUUUCCGGCUCCGAGGACACGACCGUGGCCACGACUCCAACCCUCUCCGGCAGGAACGAACGCUCACAGGCCACGGCCGACGUCACAACGGCUACGUCCAUUUCUACGUCCAGACGUUUCUCCAGCGCUGUUUCUACGGGAACGUGGCGGCGUGAACCCACACAUGAAAGUCAUCAGCACUUAGUCCACCGUUACAAGGUAUUCUCUCCUUCCGUUGAAGCUGGAAAGAGAUUAAAGGCUGUUCUACGUGAGGCUUUGAGCUGCAUGAGUGCGAUGAGGAUGUUCUACUAGUUUAGUAUCUUUACUAUGUGUGUUAGCAUGCUAACAUUUGAUAGUUGUUUUGAAAGUACCCUGACCCGUUAGCGGCACAAGAAAAAGUUCCUUUAAGUCUGAAGAAUUGAUCCUUCAUUGGCGAUCCACCCGGUACUUCAUUUUUUUUAACACAUUCAUCCAAAUCUAAAAAGUAAUAGUAUAUAUUAAGCACCCUAUGGGUUUGUGUUAUUAUUCCAGUUAAGAGUUCAGUUCCUGGUGCUCCCGUCGGCAGAGAGGACGAUGCUGCAGGUCGUAAUGACCCAGUGACCUGUGGCUGUCGUAUCUCCCGCUGCACAAACUCAGUCACUAACGGCGCUUUUCCACUAGUACCUACUCAGCCCGACUCCACUCACCUCGCCCACGUUUCUUUUCAACACCCAGAUCAGAAAUGGGCGGGGAAGAUGUAGAACCUGGAGGAGAUGAUAGAUGUGCUGCUGUUUGUCUCGGUGCUGCUGAAAAGUCAUCUGGAGUCGUGAGCAGCUAUGAAGAGACAGAGCUCCUGGUAGAUCUGGUCGUUCCUUAUCUCCGUCUAGAUCUUUUUAAUUCUCUCCUCAGCACCAGGUUUAUGAACAUCUGCACCUCAGAGUUGGAUCAUGAAACAGACUUCUGCUGUCUUUGCUGGUGGAAUAAAAUGAACAAGAAGUCGCCGUCAGAGUCGCCCUUUCGCUGAUAUCCACAUCCUGACUCAGACGUCUGACUCCAACCCCCCGACCAAUCAGUGGCGUCUAGUGUGAUCAAUACUCGAGUUGUAAAAAAAAUCAGGGGGAUGGUGGAUUUUAUCAUAUGGGGACAGAUAAUUUGUGCUGAUUACAAAUAAUAUAAUAUAUUACAAAUAAUAGCAGUGACCAAAACACCUGCAAGAAAUACUGCAGGAAUGACAUAGCAGCAGUUAAAUGCAGCCUUCUGUAAGCUUUAAAUAUCCACUGGGCUUACAUCCAAUACAUCAAAACACAACAAUAAAAAACACUUUUCUGAACUUAUCAAUAUGACUCUGUCCUUCACAGGAUAAGUAAAAUGGAUCACUGCAAAAACUCUAAAUCUUAACAAGAAUAUUUGUCUUAUUUCUAGUUAAAAUGUCUCAUUUUAGUUUAAAAAAUCUCAUUACACUUAAAACAAGACUCAUCACUGGAAAAAAUUACAAUUUUCACCCGUUUCAAUUAGAUUUUCACUUGAAAUAAGUAGAAAAAUCUGACAGUGGGACAAGAUUUUUUUACUUGUAAUAAGAAAAUAAAUGAAAAUUGUCAAAUAAGUUAUUUUUCUGGUAAUGACUCUAAAUGUUGAAUUAGCAGUAAAACCACAUUCAUUGAUGAAAUGACAUAAGGGAUGGAAAGGGGGGAUGGCAGUUUUACAGGGGGGAAGAUUUAGACCGUUUUUAUUUCAGGGGGGAUGCCAUCCCCCUCAUCCCCCCUCAACUCCAGUACUGAGUGUGAUGAUGUCAGAUACAGCCGACUCAGCAGCUUAGAACCUCUGCAGAUUAGUUACAGAAAAGUAUCUACUCGGCACGUUAGACCCCUAGUGGAAAAGCGCAAAACCGAGUCUAGUCUGGCUGAGUAGGUGCUAGUGGAAAAGCGCCAUAAGAGGAGCUACAACACCGGGAUUGUCUUUGUUCAUGUUAACACCGCAGCCUCUAAGAGAUGUUAGUAACACGGUAAACUGUUUCUCCCGUCUUCACAAAGGAUCCUUCUGGUGACUUUCUGUGUUUUCCUGAAUAUCAACAGACCUCUUUAAUCUUCUAGCUACGGUUGGGGCUCAGCCCUGCUGAACAUGCAGGUCUUUAAAGACGACUUCCACCGCCUGCUCUCUGCAGCUCUUACAGAAGAAGCAGAAGAAGCCUUGCCUCUGGUGGGGAGGACGCUCAGUCGCAGAUUUAUCAAUAGUUUUUCUCCAUUGAGAACUUAGGAAAGAAGCUGGAUCUGGGGAAUGUAAGAAAUAUCACCAGAGGGAUCGUCUUCUUCUGGGACAAAUAUGGUCGGAACACGGUUAACAAGAUGCUGCUUUCCAGUGUCCCGGCUCAGUGGUGUUUCCAUGGUAACACGUGAUGCUUCUCCUCUUCGGUAGGCAUGAUGAGGUUUAAACUCGCGGCCUCGUUAGUAAAGUAGCUUUGUUGAGCAUCCGUAGCCUCCUGUAGUUCCAGGCUUGUUCGCUUCAGUUCUGUGAAGACACCUGAUGUUCAUUUGUUGAUAGAAGAGUUAUUUUAAAACUUUUGGAAAACACUAAGAAUUCAUCAAAACAUUUACUGACGCCUGUAGAAAACAAAACAAUCCCUCGGUGUUGUUUUAAAUUGUUCCAUUUUUUUUAAUUUUUUUUUUACUCAGAUGACUUUUAACUUUUUUCCUACAUGUUAAACUUUCAAAUGGAAACUUAGAACUCUUUCGUCAUCCUCUAGGCUCAUCAUGUGCUGUCUGUCGCUCUUCCCAUUAUUUAUUCUCCUUUUUUUGGUGCUACCAGAUUGGUCUUAGUAUUAAAGAAAAAUCGUUGUGAAAGUGCUCUUAAUACUUUUUGGACAAACAUGCAUCACAGUGUUAAAUGUGACGAGUCAUGCGUCGUGUCCCGUACGUUUCAGUAGAACUUGUAAAUUAUUGAUGUGAAGAUGAAGCGACGGCAGUGUUUUUCUCUGGGGUUGAUGUUGUUGGCUGUCCCAUUAAAAACUACAUUUGUACAAAAAGUGUCUUUUAUUCUUCAUUAAAGCUGCUGACACUUGCUUUUUGUACAGUACAAGUAGAUGUAUGGGUUCUGUAGUUUGUUUCCUGCUGUAUUUAUU